AUAUAAAACAGAGAAUUUAAAUCGAGAAUCGAUUGCGAGUCGCUAUGAUGCGAUAGUAAUUAACAGCACUCAUUCGACAAUCGUGCGCCGCAGAAAGAAACCAGUGUAUGUUGUGUUAGUGAUUAUAAAAUAAUUUAUAUACAAUUGUUAACAUGAAGGAAAUUAUAUUUUUUGUACUGGUCGGAUGCAGUUUGGCAUUGGCAGCAACGCCAUGUUGUCCGAACGGAGAAACUUUAAUACCGAAGGGUUUCUGUGGUACGGAGAAGAUGACAGCGAUCAACUGCACGAAUGGACGAAUGGUUUUAAGAGAUAUUAUUCUAGAUGGAACAAAAGUCUCCACUCAAGACUCACCCAGCUUUGUUUUUGUUGAAGAUCCUAAUCAGUAUUGUGUCGCCAACAUGUAUAAGAACAACAGCAAUCACUCCUUGGGCACCCUCCCAGUGGCAAUAGUGUGUUUUGAAGAAAUUUCUAAGACAAGUGACAUAGAAACCAGCGGAGUUCUAACCCUGAUUUCUGUAUUUUUCCUUGUUGCUACUAUUGCCGUGUAUACCUUCCUGCCCCAGUUGAGGGACCUUCAAGGACUAUGCUACAUGUGCAUGUGCGUCAGUAUGGCUUUAGGAUUCUUGUCCUUGGGAAUACUUCAACUAAGCCCUGGAUUCCGAGGCGAGAUUUGUACUGUGACAGGAUUUCUCGUCUAUACCUGGAUGAUGGCAACUUUCUUCUGGAUGAAUGUAAUUUGCAUUAACGUCUACCGAUCGGCACUGGACUCAACUUAUUUGAAGAAGACUGAGAAGAAACAGUAUUUUUUGUACAGCUGUUAUGCUUGGGGUUGCACUCUUUUGUUCCUGACGGUCACCCUGAUUGCUAACUUCGUUGAGGGGCAACAUUUCAAACCAGGUUUUGGUAACGGCAGCUGCUGGUUCAGUGGUCGAACGGAAACCUGGAUAUUCUUCUAUGGACCGAUUGCUGUCCUCAUUACUGCAAAUGUUGUUCUAUUCGCCAUGAGUUCAUUCAAUUUGUGGAGGCAGACUCGAAAGUACGAAGUGAACACACUCAACGUUCUGAAGCAUAAGUUCUUGCUCUCUUUGAAGUUGUUCCUGGUUAUGGGCAUUUCUUGGAUUUUCGAGAUCGCUAGUUUCGCUCAUGGAUCAGUUCACAUUAUCUGGAAAAUAAUGGACACGUUCAACUGUCUUCAAGGAGUCAUCAUUUUCUUACUACUCGUCAUCUUUAGAAGGCGGGCAAUGCGAGGCCUGGCUAGUGAGAAUAUCUGCGCGCGCUUCAGUCGCCCUCUGGCGGAGAAACUAAGUCCGCACGAUGACUCCGAUGACCAACAGAUACUAGGUGACGAUACCGUUGAGGUCAGGUUAAAUUGAAAUAGCACUUAUCUCCCAGCACACCGUUCCAUUUUGUAAUUUCGACGUCAAAUUGGGUUAAAAUAAUUUCCAACCUAGUCAAUAGAAAAUUCCAACGGAAUAUUUACAAACUACUUAUAUUAUAUUGUGUGUAUGAACCGAAGUGAUAAUUAUUCAAUAAUUUUGGAGGCAAUGGCAUAAUUUAUUAUUGUUUAAUAAUUAAAUAGUACCUACUAUGUUAAAGCUCUCAGUUGUGGUUUAGGUGCAACAAUACGUUAUCAGAAAACAAAAAUAUUUAAAAGUCCAUCUCAUUAUGUUUAUGAAUGUUAGGUCACCGUGUCAUAAUCAAAUUGGUACUUAUUUUUGUAUAAAAGAUAAGUAUUCCAUUAAUUACGAAUUUAUUUUGUAUAAUUUUAUUCUAAUUUUUCUUAUCUAAUUAUUUAAUACUAAUUUUUGUUUGCCACAGUUAAAGCUUGUUUAACAUGAUCUGAUACUCCUUUUAGAACACGCUAUUAUACUUUUAGUAUCACCAGUGCCAUAAGUGUAGCUACCUAUUUUAAAGAGGGAACUCAAAUAAAUAUUAGGUGUUUUAAUAAACAAAGAUUAUAAUUAAGAUUUUAGAAAUGUUCUAGGAUUUACCUAAUGUAAAUACUAUAGAGUAAUAUUUCAAUAAUUUAAGGUUCUUAUAAGUAAUUAAAUAUAAUUGUUCUUUUUAUUCAAGAAUGCAUGUUGGUAUCAAAUACUAAUAAAUCUAUUUAAAUU
Messenger RNA from Spodoptera litura, 2114 nucleotides. RefSeq names its product G protein-coupled receptor Mth2. Gene Ontology annotation, molecular function: G protein-coupled receptor activity. Gene Ontology annotation, biological process: cell surface receptor signaling pathway; G protein-coupled receptor signaling pathway. NCBI's taxonomy places the organism in Eukaryota, Metazoa, Arthropoda, Insecta, Lepidoptera, Noctuidae. Gene Ontology annotation, cellular component: membrane. The record is from RefSeq and is a predicted model, not a curated record.